AUGCCAACCACAAAACAGCCAUCGGUGCUGGUACGAAAUGGAAGCGAUGGAAACCCGGAAACGCAAAUUCUAUUUCUGAAUCAAUGCCGAAGAGUUUUUAUUCAACGCGAUUAUUCAAAAGGGCUCGAUGUUCGGUUUGAGACUGAGUUUCCGCCAAGAUUCACAGGAAUGAUACCUCGAGAUGUUUGGGAAAACACGAUUCAUAGGAUAAAUAAAAUAUUUGAAGAUGCAGAGGCGAUAAAUGCACGAACGAUAUUCGAAACAGUCCUUGGAUGCGUUACUUGUUAUUGUUCAAGGCUUGUAUCAACAUCGAUAUUUGAUAAAAAACUAAUCGAAUUAAAGGAGUUUUUGAAACGAGAAAACUCUGAAAUAUAUCACAAAGCCGGGUUGCAUAUUAUGAACCCUAUGGAACGGGGACUUAGAGUUAUAGAAAUUUCUAUAUUAAACACAAUCGAAGAACCUCCAACACGUCCCGACGGAAAUAGUUUAUCAGUGAACGUUCAUGGCUACAAUUCGCCGGUAUUGUUCGGUCUGAAUUUCGAUUUUCUCAAUGAGCCGAAUGACGACGAGCUCGAGACGAACAAAUGCAGAAAAACUGAAGUAAGUGAAAGAUUUGAAAACGGAAACGAGCAACUCCUUCAUUAA
Caenorhabditis bovis is the source of this 645-nucleotide messenger RNA. NCBI's taxonomy places the organism in Eukaryota, Metazoa, Nematoda, Chromadorea, Rhabditida, Rhabditidae. The record is from the annotation of a GenBank genome assembly.